CACUUAAUACUUCCCGUAGCAAUAGGCGAAUAUGAAGACCUCAGAGCAGAGAACCAGAAAACAAAGGAGAAGUGUGACAAAAUUAGGCAAGAACGAGAUGAAGCUGUUAAAAAACUGGAAGAAUUUCAGAAAAUUUCUCACAUGGUUAUAGAGGAAGUUAAUUUCAUGCAGAACCAUCUUGAAAUUGAGAAGACUUGUCGAGAAAGCGCUGAAGCUCUGGCCACAAAGCUAAAUAAAGAAAAUAAAACACUGAAAAGGAUCAGCAUGUUGUACAUGGCCAAGCUGGGACCAGAUGUCAUAACCGAGGAGAUAAACAUUGACGAGGAGGACCCUGCUGGGGACACAGACGGAGCUGCGGAGACCUGUGUGUCAGUGCAGUGUCAGAGGCAGAUCAAAGAACUUCGAGAUCAAAUUGUAUCUGUUCAGGAGGAAAAGAAGAUAUUAGCCAUUGAGUUGGAAAAUCUGAAGAGCAAACUUGUAGAAGUAAUUGAAGAAGUAAAUAAAGUUAAACAAGAAAAGGCUGUUUUAAAUUCAGAAGUUCUUGAACAGAGAAAAGUCUUAGAAAAAUGCAACAGAGUGUCCAUGUUAGCAGUGGAGGAGUAUGAGGAGAUGCAAGUGAACCUGGAGCUGGAGAAGGACCUCCGAAAGAAAGCAGAGUCGUUUGCACAGGAGAUGUUCAUAGAACAAAACAAGCUAAAGAGACAAAGCCACCUUUUGCUUCAGAGCUCUGUCCCUGACCAGCAGCUUUUGAAAGCUUUAGAUGAAAAUGCAAAACUUACCCAGCAACUUGAAGAAGAGAGAAUUCAGCAUCAGCAAAAGGUCAAAGAAUUAGAGGAACAACUAGAAAAUGAGACACUGCACAAAGAGAUCCAUAACCUCAAACAGCAACUGGAGCUUCUAGAAGAAGAUAAGAAGGAACUGGAAUUGAAAUACCAGAAUUCUGAGGAGAAGGCCAGAAAUUUAAAGCACUCUGUUGAUGAACUCCAGAAACGGGUGAACCAGUCUGAAAAUUCAGUCCCUCCUCCACCUCCGCCUCCACCACCAUUGCCCCCUCCUCCGCCCAAUCCCAUCCGAUCCCUCAUGUCCAUGAUCCGGAAACGGUCCCACCCCAGUGGCAGUGGUGCUAAGAAAGAAAAGGCAACUCCACCAGAAACAACGGAGGAAGUCACGGAUCUGAAGAGGCAAGCAGUCGAAGAAAUGAUGGAUAGAAUUAAGAAGGGAGUUCAUCUUAGACCUGUUAAUCAGACAGCCAGACCGAAGGCAAAGCCAGAAUCUUCAAAAGGCUCUGAAAGUGCAGUGAAUGAACUAAAAGGAAUACUGGGGACACUUAACAAAUCCACUAGUUCAAGAAGCUUAAAAUCCCUUGACCCUGAAAACAGUGAAACUGAGUUAGAAAGGAUUUUGCGUCGCAGAAAGUUGACAGCAGAAGCAGAUAGCAGUAGUCCUACCGGGAUAUUAGCCACCUCAGAGUCCAAAUCCAUGCCAGUGUUGGGUUCUGUAUCCAGUGUAACAAAAACAGCCUUGACCAAGAAAACUCUGGAGGCAGAAUUCAACAGUUCGUCCCCCCUAACACCUGAGCCAGGUGAAGGGCCCCGUAAAUUGGAAGGAUGCACAAGUUCCAAGGUUACGUUUCAGCCUCCCAGUAACAUUGGAUACAGGAGAAAAUACAUUGGCAGUGAAAAACAAGAUGAACCAGUUAUAGUUUUAGAUCCUGUUUCCUCACAUGAACCCCAAACCAAAGACCAGGUUGUUGAAAAAGAUCCAACUCAGUGCAAGGAGGAGGAAGGCAAAACUGAACCAGAAUUCAAAGAAGACAGCGUUGAAACAACGAGAGAGACGGACAGCUCCAGCUGCUGAUCUGCAAACCAGAAGGCUGGCUCUUGGGAAGUCCUUUUCAAUAAGCACAUGACUCAUCUUGGUGUAUUGUCAAGGGCUAUAGACACUUUUCUCUGGUCACUGUACUCAAUAGGUCUUUCCUGGUGUCACUUUUGUAAGUAGCAACUGUUAUAAGCAUAAGUGAGCUAUUUAGCAAAAUACACAUUCUAAGUAGUUUUUGUUUUUUGAUCUUUAUAGGGAUAAGGUAUUUCCUAGUUACUAUAUGUAUUAAGUAUGACUUCUUUUAGAAGGUUACAAGACUCAGAUGUUGAUAUCUUUUUAGGAAAUGUGCAUUACACUCAUCAAUUUUAGUAAGGCUGAAAGUUCAAGGUGUUUAUAGAUAAUUGGGUAAACAGAACUGACCAACUCCACAUGAUUUAAAAAGCCCCCCCAAGAAGCUUCUGUUUAGGGUCUGGUCCUCUCUUGAUGGACAAACUGCAGCAGCUUGGGAAUGGUUGGGGUCUGUGGCAUGCAAAUAAUAUUCAAGGAUAAAUGCAGAUAAACUUCAAACUCAGGAGCUGGCAUCAAACUAGUAGUCCCUUGGGUCUGUGUUAACUGUUGGAUGUUAACUGUUGCCCAGUGCCUCCCAGGGACUUCAGUGGGAAUGUUCUGGUUGCCUGAAUACAGAGUGGAGGGGCAGGUCCAAACCUCGAAUUUCACAGUAAUAUCUUGGUAAACCAUGUUUUCUGUCCUAUGAGUUAAUUGUGUUUUCCCAUAUACGAAUGUGGCACAAGUACCAUAUUUUGUCACAGUUCUUAUGUACAGUGAAGAUAAGUGACAAGCACACAUUUUUCUUGCUUCACUGCUGUUCUACAUUACACAGGUUUAUUUAUUUUUUUCCCUUAAAGAAAUUAAGUGGUAGUUAGUCUCUAAAAAUACAAUGUUUCAGGCUACCACAGUGAAUAAAUAGAAAUGUAAUCAGGGAUUUUUUUUAAAAAAACUUAUGCAGCUUUUCAAAGUUGAUUGUUUCAAAAUUGGUGUUUAUUUAAAAUAAGUGGUAAUGUACUUGAAUGCACUUUUUUAUGACAACGAUUCAGUAAUGGUAAUUUUACUAUUAAAGAAAGUGAAAGGUUUAGUUUUGUUAGCAUGACUCAGCAUGUAGCUGUCAGGUGUUUCUCACCUAAGGGCAGGAGAAAAUGAUAGUAAUAAUUGCAGUAGUCGUAUUGUAUUUUUGCACGUGUGCUUGAGCAUUGGAGAGGUGGGAGGCAGUGAACAUACUUCCUCCAAGUGGAGACAAUUAUCUUCCUGUAGGUUCCUUAUGCUCAACUCCUUCCAUGUUCUUCCAGUGAUGAUUUUCCAGUUUCCUAUCAGUUUACUUGUGAGGAAUUAAAAUGUAAUGAUUUUCAACUGUAUAUUUCCCUAACUGAAUAAUACUGCUCUAUGGUAUUUAACUACAAACUGAUGAAUUCGCUUAGAUGAGUUCUGUUAUGCUGUGAUUUGAACUCUCCUCACCAGAAAGUAUUAAAAGAGAGAGAAAAAAAAAAAAAAGCACCAACAGUUUCCAUUAAGGGUCAAUUGUGGUUAUUGACUUGUUGUUUUGGUUUUGGUUUUGGUGGUGCUGGGGUCUGAACUCCAGAGCUUUGCAUAUGCUACCUCGAAGCUACAUCCCCAACCCCAAAACUCAGCCAACCUUGACAUUCUUUAAUAAGAUAUUUGUAUAAGUUGAUGAGUUUAGUAAUUUUUGAUGACACACAGAAUGGUUUCCAUUGAGCAGCUCUCCUCUGUUUCUGCCAUGGCCUGCUGGUGUGUGCGUUGUUUGCGGUUAGGAAUAUGAACACCACGCACACCAGCAGGAUAACAUGGUUAUAAAAACACCUUUGUGUCCAGUAAAAAUACUUCCUGUUUGGUGAGACGUGCCACCUGGGCCAGGCUGCAGUCCGCACCUGGUACUUUCCAUGUUCUCUUUCCAAGCUGCCUACUGUACUUCCCCCGUGACCACGACACACCUUAAGUUACUGUGACAUAAAGAUAUUUGAAGAUCGUUUACUCACCUUUUUCCUACAGUUUUUCCCUUUCACCUCAGUUUUCAGGUUUGCCCCUGCUGGGGGUAACUGUCAACAAAGCAGCUGGUCCCAGAUAGUAAGAAAUGGGGAGACCAGUGUUUCUGUCUUAAAGGUAUGUUCUUGGCUAUUUACACCCAAAACAUAUACCACUUUAAAACUGGGAGGAACCCCAUGUUUUUGUUUUCUCUAAAAGGGCAUUUGUUUCUCCUUCUCUCUGGGGGAUAAUAGAUUAAAUCUCUGCUAGUUUUCUUAACUAACGUUGAUAUACUUUCAUAACCACAGUGAGACAGAGGAAUAGAGGUCCUGUAUGCUGUUGCUUCUUAAAAAAAGAAAAAAUGUCUCUCUCUUCUCUGGAAGAAUAAGAAGAAUUGAAUUAAAAUUCUUGCACCUUU
This is a messenger RNA of Ictidomys tridecemlineatus (thirteen-lined ground squirrel), 4270 nucleotides long. NCBI's taxonomy places the organism in Eukaryota, Metazoa, Chordata, Mammalia, Rodentia, Sciuridae. The record is from RefSeq and is a predicted model, not a curated record.